Molecule: messenger RNA, 2911 nt
Organism: Hemibagrus wyckioides
Lineage: Eukaryota; Metazoa; Chordata; Actinopteri; Siluriformes; Bagridae
Gene: cep63
Product: centrosomal protein 63
Exons: 15
Coding region: 270-2372 (700 amino acids)
Biological process (GO): centriole replication; de novo centriole assembly involved in multi-ciliated epithelial cell differentiation
Cellular component (GO): centriole
Source: RefSeq, a predicted model, not a curated record
UAAGCUAAGCUAACUAGUUAGCUAACUGAAAAUAGAAUAAAGUCUACCCACAAUGCUUUGCGCCUAACCGUACUCUACAGCUGCUGAAAAGCUCGAGCGGUCCCUGUGCUUAAACAAAGCUUAAAGCUGACUUUAUAAAGAUGAUUAUAAAUAGCUCUUCUUCCUGAGGAACCAGCGAGGUGAUGAUCAUCAUGGUUUCAGAUGAAUAACUCAGAGUUACCCUGAUCUUGUUCUCAUGAGGAUGUCCUUAGAAAGUCUCUAACAACCAAAUGGAUGCAUUUUUGGGAACUCUUCGGGAUCAUGAUGUCAGCUCUGUCCUGACAUCGUGUGAGCCUGAACUCCAGGAGCUCAUGAGGCAGAUUGACAUCAUGGUUAAUCACAAGCGCAGUGAGUGGGAGGCAGAGGUACGAGCCUUGGAGCUGCAGCUGCGUAAUGGUCAGGAAGAGCUCCAGACGGCCAAGGGCCUGCUGGACAAGAGGAACUUGGAGGUCCAAGUGCUUGGCAAGCAACUGGAUGAGAUGCAGGCUGGGAAACAGGAACUGGUCACAAAGUAUGAAGGGCAGCUGCAGCAUGUGAAAGAGGAGUUGUCCAAGUUGAAGCGCAGCUAUGAGAAACUUCAGCGCAAGCAACUGAAGGAGGCACGAGAAGGAGCUCGAAGCCGAGAGGAAGACAAGAGUGAAGUUCUGCACCUGAACAGAAAACUGGAGGAGUUCCGUCAGCGCUCACUGGAGUGGGAGCAGCAGCGGUUGCUGUAUCAGAGGCAGGUCACUUCAUUAGAGGCCCAGAGGAAGACCCUCGCAGAGCAGUUCACUCAAAUACAGACUCAGAGUCAGGGUGCGACACGACUGCAGGAGCAGGGGGAAAUGCAGCGGUUGCGGGCACAGCUGCAGCGGGCACAAGACUCCUUACAUGCACAAGAGCUGGAGCUAGAGAGAUUACGGCUGCUGCAGCACGAACUAGGAGACUCUCGAAGAGAACAGCAGGUCAGCUGCAGUGCUGCAGCUCAUGCUUCAUGCCAGGUACUGAGUGAGGAACGGGAGGAGUUGAGAGCUACACUGGAUGCUCAGGAUCAAUUUGUCAGGAGCUCAGAGCUGCAGCAACAGCAGCUGCACAAUGAGGUGGCUCACCUCAACCAGGCGCUGCAGGCCAAGGAACAUGUCAUCAGAUCUCUGGAAGAGUGUCUGACCUCUCGUUCUCCAGGUCUGGCGUCUAUCAGACAGGAACUGGAGGAAGUCAUCACAAGGCUUCACUGUUCUCAAACCUGUGAAGCACACCUGAAAACUGAGGUCACCCGACUCAGAGAAAAGCUUGAAAGUGUUCGGAGACAGAAAGCAGAAGCAAGUAAAAGAGAGCAGGAAUGGAGAAAGCUGGAAGAGGAGCAUGCUCACUCUGUGACUGAGAUCAAACGGCUACGUGAGGAGCUCCAGCAGGCUGAGCAGACUCGCUGUGCUGAGGUAGAGGCAAUGAGGAAAGAGGUGUCGCAGCUCACGAGUGAACUGCACCAGCAUGACAUAACCAUUGCUACGCUUACAGGAUCCACCUCCAGCGUAGAGCGCCAGUUGCGGGCUGAGGUGGAACGGGGAGAACGGCGAGCAGCAGAACUAAAGAUGACACAAGUACAGCUGGAAACCCUAAAGCUGGAGAAUCAGCACCUGAAUGACCUGCUGGAGAGGGUUGAGUCACGGUCCCCAAAGAGGACAGAUGGGAAGCUGGUGAGUUUGAGGGACAGCUAUGUGUGCUCACUGAACAGUCUGGAGCAAGAGAAUCAGCAGCUUAGGCAGGAUCUGGCAGAGGUUCGUGCCCGUAUGGAGACCAGCAACCAGACCUGGCAGGACAAGUACGAGAGAGCACUGCUGCAGAACCACAGCAGGAAUUCACACACUCAUGACAGGUGUGAGGAGGAGAUGAAGGCCAUGAAGAGUCGUUUGCAGGAGAGCUCCUCGCACUAUGAGCUUCAGAUCCAGACACUUCUCAAGCAACUGGAGGACCUGUCAUCUUCCUCCUCCCCCCACCGACCCGAUGGCCAAUCACAGGAGAGCAGACCUGCCAUCUCACCAACACCCUCAGCUUCCUCUUCCAUAUCCUCUUCUUCCUCAGCCAGUAAAACACAGAAGAUAGUGGCUCUGCUGAGCGCUGCAGCUGAAGAGGAGAGAGCUCAGGGCUCGGACUCUGCUGGAGACCCACUGCCUUUGGAGCAUUGUGCAGGCUCUCCAGCAGGCUCUGUGACUGCUCGUUUUGUGGAAGAAGAGAGACAGCGUUCUCAGGAGUUGCUGCAGCAACUGGACCACCACAUCCAUAGCAUGAGGCAGGAGAAUGCCAAGACUGUCCGCAAAUACCUGGCCAAAGACAGCAGCCCCAGCAACCAACACUGAUCACCCCCCUCACACACACACAAACACACACACACACAAAGGGCCUUUUAAGAUUUAGCUAAGGGAUUUGUAUUUAAUGUCAUGAAGAUGAAAAUUAUUGUCAGUAAAUGUGAUUAAUGCCAAACAAAAAAAAAAGGAGGAAAAACAGCCAAAUCGAUUGGGACUGUUUUUUGACUGCUGGAUGUUCGGUAACCUGUGCAGUCACACACAUACACACACACCACUGAAGCUUACAAUACCUCUGAAACUAUUGCACUAGUAAUUGACCUGGACGUGGACCUCCAUUAUGGCCUUUAACCUCUGACCACAGAUUUACCAGGUUUUGUUUCCUGACCGUAGUCCUCUUAUUAUGUAGCACUUUAGAAUGAUGUUUUUCUGUGCCUUUCCCCUCUUUGCUCACUUUUGAUCUUUUUCUCUUUCUCUCUUUGUUUAAUACAUUAUAUAUUUAUGUGUUUGAUUGACAAAUUGAUAAAUAUUUUUUUUUUAUUUGUGAUGUAGUGAAGAGCGACAGAAUUAAAUGAGCUUGUUUUGACAGUGUG